Molecule: messenger RNA, 3441 nt
Organism: Leopardus geoffroyi (Geoffroy's cat)
Lineage: Eukaryota; Metazoa; Chordata; Mammalia; Carnivora; Felidae
Gene: SPIDR
Product: scaffold protein involved in DNA repair
Exons: 20
Coding region: 127-2937 (936 amino acids)
Biological process (GO): double-strand break repair via homologous recombination; regulation of establishment of protein localization to chromosome
Cellular component (GO): nucleoplasm; nuclear chromosome
Source: RefSeq, a predicted model, not a curated record
ACCCGCCAAUUGUAGCGCACAGUGCGGCGCGCGGAGCGAGUUCGGUGGCGCGCUGCUUUCCGGCACCUUGAGGAGACAGCGAGCCUUUGCGAAGGCUCCGCGCGGGAGGUGGCUGAGCGUCUAGAGAUGCCUGGCGGCGGUACCUCGUGUACCCGGAAGAGAAAAAGAAAUUGGGACAUAGAAUACCCAUCCUUACCUGGAGGGAGUCCACUGAAGUUCAGAAGAGCAGGUCUCAGGACAGUGGGGGCAACUGACUCUCUCUCUGAAGCAUGGCUCAGGUGUGGAGAAGGAUUUCAGGACACUUCUGGGACCCUGUUGUUAACGGCUGAAAAGAAGAUUGUUACAGAGAAGCACCUUGAAUUAUCCCUGAGACCCAAGAAAGAAACUGCUGCAUCUAAGAGUACCAGUGGACUUACAGAUAUAACAUGGAGUUCUAGUGGAAGUGAUGUGUCAGAUGAGGAUAAAACGCUUUUUAAAUCACAAAGAGAUAAUGGACAUAGUUCUAGGAUAGACAGAUUUUCUAAUAGGAACAAGAAUAUUUUAUGUACAGAAGAUGGGGCCAGUGAAGAUGAACUACAGUUUAUUGACUGGGAGAUUGACAGUGACAGGGAAGAUACUAGUGAGUAUAAUGAAUUUGAAGACUGUGAGAGUGUUGUGGAAAUAUCAGACUGUGCUUCUUGUUCAAGCAAUCAUUCUUCGACUAGUGAAGAGGGGUUCUCUGAGCUCUUGAAGAGAAGUUCUACAGAAAUUUUGGAAUAUUCAUCAGACAGUGAAAAGGAAGAUGACUCAGAGAAUGCCUUGUUCAUUGAUUCAGAAUCCUCUCCCAAAAACCACAUGGAUUUUGGAACUGAUGUUAGAGAGGUGAUGGAGAGACCAAUAAGGCGGAAGGUGAAAUCUGCAGAGACCAUUUUGUACACGCCCCAGAAGCAGACGUUUCCCAGGACUCCAGGACCAUCAGCAAAGAUGAAGCUUCUAAGAGGCGGGCUAGCAGAAAGACUAAAUGGACUGCAAAAUCGGGAGAGAUCUGCCAUUUCUUUAUGGAGACAUCAAUGUGUUUCUUACCAAAAGACACUUUCAGGUAGAAAGUCUGGCAUAUUAGUUGUGAAAAUUCUAGAGCUGCAUGAGGAAUGCACCAUCCAAGUUGCUAUGUGUGAGCAGUUAGCAGGGAUGCAAGCCGACAGCUCUUCUCUAGGUCAGGCCCCCAGGACUGGACUGAAGGUGCUGUUCACCAAGGAGACUGCUUGCCAUCUCAGGGGACAUCCCCAAGACAUCAUCCAUAUUUACCCUCCCUGGCAAAAGCUUGUUAUCCCAAAUGGAAGUUGCCCUGUUAUUCUGAAUACUUAUUUUUGUCAGAAAAUUGUCACCAAAGAAGAUUCAAAAAUAAUACGUGAAGUGCACUGUUGGGACACACCCCUUCCAAGAAGAAGUGUCACUUUGGCCCAGGUGUUUAUAUUUACGAAUCUAACAAUUAAAUCUCCCGAAGGCCAGGUUAUGUGUAGUGAUCUCACUACCAUGAGGACAGAAUGCACCCGUGGACAUGAGGAAACCAAGCAAUGCUUCCCAGCUCAAGCUCCCCUGAGGGACUCUCUUCUGGAUGCAGUGGAAAGCCAGGGAGCUGCCCCAUGGUCAGGAGUCAAGGUCCGAGUGGUGGUACAAAGAGUUUACUCUCUUCCCUGCAGGUAUCAGCAGGGAGGUGGCUCAGCUGUUCCACCGGGCCCAGACCCAUCCAGAGCUCGAGUCUGCCUUCUCGUGCAAGAUGCCUAUGGAAUGUUCAGUGAAGUAUACGCUGAGGGCGCCAUCUUGAAAGACCAGCAGUUGGAAGGGAAAUCCUGCAGCCUGAUGGGAAUGAAGGUUCUACAGAAGGCCACCAGAGGAAGGACAGCAGGGCUUUUCAGCUUGAUUGACACCAUGUGGCCUCCAGCCAUGCCUCUGAAAGCACCUGGCCGUGGCCAAGACCACGAAGAGGUAGAAACUCGUGUGCCUCCUCCUAGCUUCUGUUACAUCCUCUCUGCUCAUCCAAGUGUGGGACAGAUUGAUGUCAUAGAAGAAGACCGCAUUUCUAAGCUUUACCAACCUCCAGUUACCCGCUUCUUAAGAGAAAUUCUUCAGACCGAUGACCACAGUACACGUUGCAGUUUCUAUGCCAGAGUGAUUUAUCAAAGAUCACAGCAAAGGGAGAUUUGGCUGAUGGUGACUGAUGUCACCCUGCAGAUGCAGGAUGAGAAUAACUCUGGCCUCCCCAAAACUGUACCAGUCUGUGUGGCCCCCUCAUGUGUGCUGAGCCAGGAAGUCAUGGAAGCGCUCGCCGAGGCUACCCCUCACAGCUUCCUCUUCAGGGACACUCUCCGAGCCCAGGGUCGGAUGGUUUGUGUUGAACGAAGUGUCCUUUUGCUUCAAAAGCCCCUUCUGGGUAUGGCCUCCAGUGCUCCCUCCUGUGAACUGAACAGCCCUGUGAAGCUCAAGGAACUGGAUGCCGUCACCCAGGUCAACUCCAUUUGUAGCGUUCAAGGCACUGUGGUUGGUGUGGAUGAGAGCACGGCCUUCUCAUGGCCCGCCUGUGACCUGUGUGGCAACGAGAGACUGGAGCAGAGCCCGGGAGACAGAGGCGCCUUUUCCUGUGGGGACUGCUCCCGCGUGGUCACCUCUCCUCUUCUCAGAAGGCACUUGCAGGUGUUCCUGGACUGCCCUUCUCGCCCCCAGUGCACAGUGAGGGUCAAGCUGUCCCAGGCCAGUAUUUCCUCGCUCCUGAGGUUCGCCGCCUGCGAAGAUGGGAGUUAUGAAGUGAAGAGUGUCCUCGGAAAGGAGGUGGGGCUGUUGAAUUGUUUUGUCCGGUCCGUAACCACCCACCCGGCUAGCUGCGUUGGAUUGGAGGAAAUUGAGCUCCUGACUGCAGGAAGAGCCUCUUCCCGACACUGCCCGUCGCCACGGGAGCUGUGAACUUUGUGAUGCAGCGGAGGUGGUGGUGGUUGGGGUAGUUAUUUGUUAACUACGGGCACAGUGAGUGUACUGUAUGAUCUUGAAAUGGAACUUAGAUUUUUCUAGGGCAAAUGUUAGCAGGGUAAUUUUGUAAACUGUACCUCAAAAUGCUUUUUUCUACAGUUAUAUUUUACGACCUUUGUGCAAAUUCAGGAACAUGUUACAUUAAAACUUAACUAAGCUUGAGGCCUUCAUUUUGUACUUCAUCUUAGGCAGUAUUAAAACAGCAAGAAAAAAAUUCUGCUCACUUGUAAUUUUUAAGUGUUUAAAACUGUUACUCCUAAAGUAUAGAUAAGUCACCUGCUGUGAUUCUCGCUAUACCCAUAGGCCUGUUUAAUCAUGCUGGGUACUGGGCACAGAGAGCCGAGAUUACAGACUCAAGAGGAGUGAUUGGUUAUUGUUGGCUUUGUUGGCAGAGAUUUAAAUUAACACGAAAUGAUAAAUAAAUUGUCUUUAGACAAUAAA